This is a messenger RNA of Toxorhynchites rutilus septentrionalis, 1685 nucleotides long. RefSeq names its product ATP-dependent RNA helicase WM6 (gene Hel25E). Lineage: Eukaryota; Metazoa; Arthropoda; Insecta; Diptera; Culicidae. The transcript is spliced from 7 exons. Gene Ontology annotation, biological process: mRNA splicing, via spliceosome; mRNA export from nucleus. Gene Ontology annotation, molecular function: ATP binding; RNA binding; RNA helicase activity. The record is from RefSeq and is a predicted model, not a curated record. The coding region runs from base 123 to 1394 and encodes 423 amino acids.
CUGUGCUUUAGUUUUGCUGCGUACGUUGCCGUUGAGCAGUUUGCUCAUUCCCGUUUGUUCUUUCAACUAGUGACGACCGCGUUGUUUUAUCCACUGCUUGUUCCUUGUAUCAAUAAAACAAAAUGGCUGACAAUGAUGAUCUUUUGGACUACGAGGAUGAGGAUCAGACCGAGCAAGUGACUGUCGAGCCGGCAGAACAGCCGAAAAAGGAUGUAAAAGGAACAUACGUCUCAAUUCACAGUUCCGGUUUCCGGGAUUUCCUCCUGAAGCCGGAAAUAUUGCGUGCUAUUGUUGAUUGUGGUUUCGAGCAUCCCUCCGAAGUUCAACACGAAUGCAUCCCACAGGCUGUAUUAGGUAUGGACAUUCUCUGCCAGGCGAAAUCUGGUAUGGGAAAGACAGCGGUUUUUGUGCUCGCCACACUGCAGCAGCUCGAACCAACUGAAAGUGUGCCCUACGUUUUGGUAAUGUGCCACACGCGCGAGUUGGCUUUCCAAAUCAGCAAGGAAUAUGAGCGGUUUUCUAAAUACAUGCCUAGCAUUAAGGUGGCAGUAUUUUUCGGAGGAUUACCUAUUCAGAAAGAUGAAGAAGUGCUAAAAUCAACUAACCCGCAUAUCAUCGUUGGAACGCCUGGUCGUGUUUUGGCGCUUAUCCGAAACAAGAAGCUGAAUCUCAAGCAUCUGAAGCACUUUAUCCUCGAUGAGUGCGAUAAAAUGCUAGAGCAACUAGAUAUGCGUCGGGAUGUACAGGAGAUUUUUAGAAACACUCCACACGGAAAACAAGUCAUGAUGUUCUCCGCCACACUCAGCAAGGAGAUACGUCCAGUGUGCAAGAAGUUCAUGCAAGAUCCUAUGGAAGUGUAUGUCGAUGAUGAAACUAAGCUGACACUUCACGGAUUGCAACAGCAUUAUGUCAAGCUAAAGGAGAAUGAGAAAAAUAAGAAACUUUUUGAACUGCUAGAUGUUCUCGAAUUCAAUCAGGUUGUCAUCUUUGUCAAGUCUGUUCAGCGCUGUAUGGCAUUGGCGCAACUGUUGACGGAACAAAACUUCCCCGCAAUCGGAAUUCACCGUGGUAUGGUCCAGGAGGAGCGUCUUUCCCGCUACCAGCAGUUCAAGGAUUUUCAGAAACGCAUUCUCGUAGCCACUAACCUGUUUGGACGCGGUAUGGAUAUCGAACGAGUGAACAUUGUUUUCAACUACGACAUGCCUGAGGAUUCCGAUACUUAUUUGCAUCGGGUGGCACGGGCAGGCCGUUUCGGUACCAAGGGUCUGGCAAUCACUUUCGUUUCCGACGAAACCGAUGCAAAAAUUUUGAACGAGGUGCAGGACCGAUUCGAUGUUAACAUCACUGAGCUACCGGACGAAAUUGAUCUCUCUUCGUAUAUCGAAGGACGAUAAAUGCCAUCAUCCCGAUUGCUGCAAUGGUAGCAUUUUUAGCUUGUAGAAUUCGAAUAUAAGAAAAUAUAUAAAAUAUAUAUAAGAAAAAAAUUUUUUUUCUUCUUUUCGUUUUGAGUGUAAACCUACUACGGAGGGUAGUAGAAAUUGGGAUUAUUAGCGAGUUGGUUUCCAUGAUCGAUCUCAAAAUAGUAGAAUAACUUAUAUACGAAUUCUACAGCGCUUGGGUUCACUAACACUCGAUUAUUUUAGAGUUUUCACUAAAGUAAAUAAACACAUGAAAUGGACCGUGUA